Messenger RNA from Alosa alosa (allis shad), 4776 nucleotides. RefSeq names its product transcriptional activator MN1-like. Gene Ontology annotation, biological process: regulation of DNA-templated transcription. The record is from RefSeq and is a predicted model, not a curated record. NCBI's taxonomy places the organism in Eukaryota, Metazoa, Chordata, Actinopteri, Clupeiformes, Clupeidae.
UUAAAAUCGGUAUUAAUGCAUUUGGCACAGAAGGAACUCGUGUGAGUUUUAAAAUCACCGAAAUAUUCUCUUUUGCCUAUGUGGACAAUUAAUUGACAUUUUCGCACCACCACAACUAAAACGGCGAGGAAAUUGUGUUAAUGUUGCACGGUAUCAACUUUUUGUGUAGUGGACGAGUUAAACCGAACUGUAGGGGAGAGGGCAGAGUUCUGCCUCGAAGCCAGACAAGCUGGCUGUCAUGCAGGAUUGGUAGUGGAGAAGUAUGUUUGGACUUGAACAAUUUGGUCCUCAAAUAAAUAGCAGAAACGUCAGAGAGAAAAAUAAUUUGAAGCAGUUAAGAUCAAACAUGAGCGCCCAUUAUAAAAACCCCGGUUUUCACGCGGGAGCUCCGCCGCCCGGUGCGGUGGAACCGGGGAUUGGGCCGCUGAACGAGCCACCUAUGCUCGGGAUGAACAUGAACAUAAACGGGGAGUAUACUGGCGGCGGUUUUCACCCCCGCGGCCAUUCGGAGAUGCACGCUGGCGGUCUUCAACAGCAACAGCAGCAGGCGCCCAUGCACGGGUUUUUCAACAACCAGCAACCUCAUAGUCACGGACACUCUCACGGCCACCAGACCCAUCCCCACCAACACCACCCGCAUUUUGCGGGCGGCUUUGGUGGCCCAGAGCAAGGGUCUUCCUGUUUACAUGGGGGUAGGAUGAUGGGUUACGGUGGUGGCAUGGGGCCCCAGCAGGGCUUUGCGGAGGGCUUCGACCCCCUCUCCGAGGGCCAAGCAGGGGAGGGGUUCCCCCAGCAACAGCAGAGGCCUGGGUCUAUGCCUGACUUCCAGCACCACGGACCCUCCAGUGGAAACCACCCCGUCCCUGCCCCCUGCCUGCCCCUGGACCAGUCACCAAACCGGGCUGCCUCUUUCCACGGCCUGCCCUCCUCCUCCUCCUCCUCCUCUGAGGGCCACGGUCUGGAGGCCAGGCGUUUGCCCCCGCAGGCCGGCGUGGAGGGCCUGGACUACAGCUACCCCAACGAGCCCCCUGCCGGCCACUUUGACGUGUCCGUCUUUUCCCCCUCGGACUCUGAGUCCCAGCUCCCCCACUUCGCCGCCGGCAGACAGGGGGCCGGUUUCCCCGGAAACCCGACCCUGUCCAGGCCACCGGGGAUGCAGGCCCUCCCCAAGGGCCACCCCCAGGGGCCCCAGCAGCCGCAGCAGCAGCCCCCCGCCCAGCACGGAGGAGGGGGGGUGUUCUUCGAGCGCUUCGGCAACGGCAGGAAGAUGCCCGUGGGCAUGGAGCCUGGCAUGGGGGCCAGGCACCCCCUCCUGCAGCAGCAGCAGGCGGCCGCCUUGCUGGGGCGCCAGGGCUCCCUCCCCCGGCCCCCCCAGCCCGAGCCGGGCGCCCCCAACCCGGGCAUGCAGGACGGCAGUGGCCUCAUGCCCGGCCAGCACAACCAGUUUGAGUACCCCAUCCACAGACUGGAGAACAGGGGCAUGCACCCCUACGGGGAUCCCAUGUUCAUGCAGCAGCAGCAGCAGCAGCAGCCUCCACCCCCCCACGGCCAGCCCCCCAACCAGCGGCUGCAACACUUUGACUCUCCGUAUCUGAACGUGGCCAAGCGGCCGCGCUUCGAGUUCCCCGGCGGCGGUCACCACGGCACGGCCGGCGACAGCUGCGGAUCCUGGGGCGCGGGCGGCGGUGGCGGCGGCGGCGGCGGCAUGCACAACCCUCCCGGCAUGGAGAGCCACCUCUCGCCCUCGUCGUACCCGGGCCUCCCGGGGGAGUUCACGCCGCCGGUGACGGACGGCUUCCCGCCGGGGCCUCCCCUCCAGCACCGGGACGAGCAGCAGCAGCAGACCCUGCAGCAACAGCAGCAGCACCGCCAGAACGCCGCCAUGAUGAUCAAGCAGAUGGCGUCGCGCAGCCAGCGCAUGCGGCAGCCCAACUUGCAGCAGAUCGGUCACCACGGCGACGUGGUGCCCCCGGGUCCCAUGGUGCACGGCGGCGGCAGCGGCAUGCCGCAGACGGGCUUUGAGCGUGAGAACGGUGGCGGGCGCAUGGUGAACUUUGACGGCCAGAACCCGCACCUGGCGGCUCAGGAGAGCGCCUGGUUCGCCGGACCGCACCCCGCCCCCAGCGAGAUGAUGGCCCGGCGGAUGGGGGGCCCGGGCGGAGAGCCCGGCACACACGAGAUGCAGCCCAACGGCGCGGGUAUGAUGUUCCGGCCGGGCGUGAACGGCAUGGGCAUGCCGGACGCCAUGCGGAUGCCUGGCGACGGGCACGUGCAGGGACCCCUGCACUCGCCCAGCCUGCACCCGCAAUUCGCCGGCAACAUGGGCAACCUGGCACAGAUGCAGUCGCCCGGCGGCGGCCUCUCCAACGCACCCGCCGAGCGCCGUCCGGCCGACUUCUCUGGCCCCCCCAUGGGCGGCCAGUCCGCGUUCCCCUACGGAGGACCCGGUAGGCAGGGUGCGCCGCCGCACGGCAACCCUCAGGGGGUCAGCACCUCCCCAGGGAGCUACUCCUCGCCGCCCGACUUCCCGCCGGGCCAACGCUCGUCGGUCAGCAAGCUGGGCGCGCUCUCGCUGGGCAACUUCAGCAAGUCCAGCAGCAAGGACAGCGUCUUCGGCCAGAGCUGCCUGGCGGCGCUCUCCACCGCCUGCCAGAACAUGAUCGCCAGCCUGGGCGCCCCCAACCUCAACGUGACCUUCAACAAGAAGAACCAGAGCGAGGGCAAGCGCAAGCUGAGCCAGACGGAGCAGGACGCAAACAACGGAGGUGGCGGAAACGCGGCCAACGGGAGCACUGGUCAGGAGUACUUCCCCGCCGGCAGUGGCGGCGGCUCUUCGCAGAGCAGCCAGAUGCCCGGCGCCGGGCCUGGAGCGGGCGGCAAGCCCGUCAGUCAAAACCAGACGCCGGUGCAGGGGGAAGCCAGUGCCCUCUCCCCAAACUACAACAUGGACGCUACCCCAUGCAGUGAUGGGAAGGCAGCAACAGGGAGUGGGAGAGGGAGAGGGAGGAGGAAAAGGGACAGUGGCCAUGUGAGCCCUGGCAUGUUUUUCCCCUCUGACAAUGGCAACCCUGUUGUGAGUCCUGGUCAGCCGGCGCCCCCUCCGGCUGGCCUUGGGGAGAGGGGUGGGGGGACACCUCACGAGAAGCCCCUGACCUCGCCCUCCUGGGGCGGGAAAGGGGGCGACCUGAUCCUGGGGGACCAGGCUGACCUCAUGUCGUCGCUGGACAGCGGCAUCCAGAGCGUCUCCAAGUCGGACGGCUGCUCGCCGCACGUGGACUUCCCGGACGACGUGGGCGUGGGCGGCGGCCUGCACUACGGCAACGAGGACGAGGUGUCGUCCAGCUCGGACGCCGCCGGCGCCAAGGCCAGCCGGAGCCCCAUGGUGGGGGGCUCCCCGAAGCUGGUGCGGGGCGACGGCGUGGCACUGAUGGGUGGACAGAAGGGACAGAGCCUGGGCAUGGCUAACCAUACUACCUCGACAUCUGAUGGAUACGGACUUGGCACCACCGCCAACGGAGGCAACGCGGGGCCAGGCGGUCACCCCGGAACGCCGGGCAUGGAGCAGGUACGGACGCCCUCCAGCACUUCUGGCCAGGAUGAGGUCCACCCUCUGGAGAUCCUGCAGGCCCAGAUCCAGCUCCAGCGCCAGCAGUUCAGCAUCUCGGAGGACCAGCCUCUGGCCAUGAAGAACGGCGGCAAGAAAGGGGCCGCCGCUGCCGUCGCCGCUGACUGCAGUGGACAGAACGGCGACGUGGAGCUGGCUGGCUGCAGCCCAGAUGCCGGGAAAGGCAACAUGGGCACUAUAGACCUGGACACACUCAUGGCCGAGCAGCACGCCACCUGGUAUGUGCCUGACGACAAGACCCUCAUGGAGGGCUCGGAGGAGGGCAAGGGCUUGACUCCGUGGGAAAAGACAAAAGGCCAGAGCAACAUGAAAGAAGAUGGGGACGUGUCCCAGAGUAAGUCGGCGGGCGGCGUGGGGGCCCCGGGCCCCGGUGGGGCGGGGAGCCACCUGCAGUGCCUGUCGGUCCACUGCACGGACGAGCUGGGCGAGGCCAAGGGCCGCAACGGGCCCGUCUCCUCCUGGCGCUCGCUGCACUCCGACAUCUCCAACCGCUUCGGCACCUUCGUGGCGGCGCUCACCUGAGGACUGGCCCCCUUUGGCCACGCGCUCUGUCCCUCUCUUACUGCUGACCACAGAGAGUGGAGAGAGAGAGAGAGAGAGAAGGAAGGAAGGGGGGAUGAAGGGAUGGAGAGGACGGAGAGAGAGGAGGAAGACAGCAGUGAUUGGAGGAGGAGGAGGAUGGAGGAUGUGGAUGAAGAGGAGGAAGAUGAUUGCAAGCUGAUUGUUGCUGUUGCUGUUGAUCGUCGUCUCUCUCUCUCGUCAUCCAUUCCCCAGAGAUGGGAAUGCUCAGACAAGGACACACACAUUCACAAGCAUACACACUUCAACACACAGAAGACAUGCGCACACACACACACACACACACACACACACCUCACACACACAUACACACAUUAACACACACACACACACACACACACACACACACACACACACACACACACACACACACACACACACACACACACAUUCACACCACUGGUGGACAGGACUUUAUGGCAGGGUGCCAAACAGAUGCGUCCACCGUAGGAGAACCUCAAACGUUUUUUUUGUGUGUUUUUUGUUUUAGUUUUUCUUUUGUUUUUCUUUUGUUUUUUGUUUUCAUUUUUGUAGAAAAUGAACAGACAUGAAUGAGGCUUGAGGGAGGAGAG